Messenger RNA from Ooceraea biroi (clonal raider ant), 1777 nucleotides. It is a transcript of the gene Jwa, whose product is annotated as PRA1 family protein Jwa. The record is from RefSeq and is a predicted model, not a curated record. Gene Ontology annotation, cellular component: membrane. NCBI's taxonomy places the organism in Eukaryota, Metazoa, Arthropoda, Insecta, Hymenoptera, Formicidae.
AUUGUCACCUCUUCGACGAGCACAGUAUCUCGAUCUGAUUCAACCUGAGUCGGCGGUGUUUCACGCGAAUACGCAAUAGUUGCGAACGUGGACAUACAUUACACAAGGCAUUGGCAUUUAGCAAUCGCUGUUUCUUCUCGCUACUCUUCAGUUCUUCAAUUAAGGGGGCACGCGAGACAAACGGGUCAAUCGUCGUCGACCAACGACGAUUCGCGCUUGCAUGACAUUCACGCCGGACUCGUCAUCGUCCAAAAAUACCGGCUGACGGCAGGAGAUCCCGGCUGAUCUACCAGGAGCGAGAGAUCGCGCAUCGAUCUGAUUGAGAGCUAAGCGAUAACUCGUCACGUCCACUUCGGCCACGAUGGACAAGACGAAGCUGGUCAGCAACGACCUGGAGCUGCCGCCGUUGCGCAGCCUGGACGACUUCUUGCUGGAAUCCGCGCGCUUCCAGAUCCCCAACAUCAAGGACCUGGAGAAAUGGGGCAACCGUGUGGUCAACAAUCUUCUGUACUACCAGACCAACUACCUGUUCAUGUCUGUCGUCAUCUUCCUUAUUGUCGGAUUGCUUCAUCCAGUUAAAAUGCUAGUUGGUAUGUUGGCAAUGAUGGCGAUCUUGGGUGUGUUUGCGUACGUGUCCAUGGAGGGAAGCAUGGUACACAACUUUAAGAAGCAAUAUCCAGUGGUUGGAGUAUUAUUCAUAGUAUUUGCUGGAUGCUUCAUAACGUACACUCUGGGAUCUCUCGUGGUUUUCUUGCUGGGUAUCUUGUUACCCUUUUGUGCGAUAUUCAUACACGCCUCGCUGAGAUUAAGGAACAUAAAAAAUAAGAUCGCCAACAAGAUCGAAGGUAUUGGCCUGAAACGUACGCCGAUGGGCGUGUUUUUGGGACAUCUCGAAGACGUUACUGGUAUGACCUUGCGCGCACAGACAUCUCUCAUGCAACCGCCUCACUAAUAUCCUGCUUUGCGCAUCGAGUUGCACAGUGAACUGACAAAGAUUAAUGUUGAUAAUGAUUACUGUUUGUCGGCAUCGCUAUUCUAAUCGGACCGCAGUCUCUCGCGCAGUACAUCGUGGUGAGAGUGUUUCUUCUUAACAGACUACAAAAUGAGAAACAUUGAGGUUUGCAAGGUUCUCCGACUGAAUAAAUUGAAUACUUAUCUGUGAUUUGGUAUUGAAACCUGCGUUAAUGCGAUUUCUAAUCGCCGCAUAAUAUUGUUCGAUGAAGUUGAUAAGCCAACAGAUUAUUCAGCAAUACCAAAUAUCGAACUUAUACCAAAAGUUGUUUAAACCAAAAGAUUGUUUAUUAUUUUACCUCGAGAUAAUUAUUUUAGGGCUGUCUUAAUCGAGGAUGUGCAUAUUUUUGAAUGCCAUACACAGCUCUAAGUGUGCUGAAUAUAUAUAUGUGAUAUUUAAAAUCAGGAUUAUUGACUCUACAUCUAUAAUAUAUGAAAUACGAUAUUUUGAAUUGAUUUGUAUAUAUGUAUGUAUAUAUUGGAGACAAGAGUAAUAUAUAAUUAAGACGCAUAGCAUGUUGUUUUUACAAGAAUGUUGAGUUACCUCGUUUUUACUAAUUUGAUGUAUUUUAAUGUAUACACGUUGCGUCACCUAAUCCUGUAAAAAUAUUGAUUAUAUACAUAUAUAGAAUAAACGAUACAUCUAUAAUUUUAGAGAACCCUCUAUGUAACGCAUGGAUAUGUAUAUUCACGUACUUAUAAAUAUUCAAUAUCCCUGUUAUCAUUAUAUAAGCAUUACAAUAAACUAUGCACCCUAUUGACAGUU